AACAUGGAAAAAAGAAUUGAAACGUAAGUUGCUUCGACAAUUUUUUUUUCGCUUGUUUUCAAUUUUAUUUUAGUUUAAGGAAAGAUUUUCAAAAGAUUUUUUCAAAGCAAAAAGUUGCUUAAAACUUGGAUAGUGGUUUAUCGGUCGUUUGAUUCAAAAUCACUGAUGGUAACAACCAUCGAUUGAUUCUCGAUCGAGCAAUUUGACACUUGGACGAAGGGGAAGAUGGUAAACGCGCGCACCCUCAACUGUUGACGGUCCGUGUGUGUGUACAAAUUUUUUGGUCGACAUGAAAUUAGCCCAGCGACGGAAUGUUAUAGCGCAUGAGCAACAAAUGUACAAACUUCAAAAUCCGAUUUAUCGAAAGAAACAACAUAAAACAUGUGGAUCGAAUAAGUUCGAAUUGAAUAAUUUACAAAAAUGCGUGAAAGUGUUUUAUUGGACACUUGCAUACAGCAGCUCGAUGUGGGAUACGGAAUUCAGUGAAUGAGAGAAAGAGAGCAGCCACCAAAAAAAUCGAUAUUAGCAUACCUUUAUCAUAGUGGAUGUAUAAACAACAAAAUAAAAUUUCAACAAUCACAACGCGACAAACUCACAUUUUGGCUAAGCAAAAAUGAAUAUUAUCAACAGUAUCUAUGUUAUUUUUGUAUUCAUAUCGGCAUCCAUACCUGCAUUUAGAGCUGAAUUAAGCAAAAAUCUUCAUUAUUAUGAAUCCAUACACGCCGAUGAUGUUGUUCAUAGAAUCGUAAAACGUGGCACAAAACAGAGUUAUCAUCCAUUUAAUGUUAUAAAAGAAGUCGAAUUUAAGGCCCUUGGUCGGCACUUCCGAAUUAUUUUGCAUCCACAACGUGAUGUGUUGCAUAGCAAUUUUAAAGCAUAUUCGGUGGAUGGCGAUGGACAUGAGAAAAUUGUUCAUUUUGAUCAUGAGAGUCUGUAUAGUGGCCGAGUGUUUGGCGAAGCACAGUCAUCCGUUCGAGCACACAUAGAAGACAAAAUGAUAACGGCCAAUAUCAUAUUGCCGGAUGAAACGUAUCACAUUGAGCCCUCUUGGAGGCAUCUACCACAUCUAUCCGAUCGUCAUAUGAUUGCCUAUAAACAAUCGGACAUUAAAUUGAGUUGGAUGGCAAACGAAACGGUCAAUAGCUUUCCAAAGGUGUGUGGAUACGUAAAAGAAGGCGCAGAAAAUGAUGUCGAUGAGCAUGAUGUUAGGCCAGCAAAGAACAAAACGAGCUUGUUGUCCGACUAUUUAUUCAACAAUUUAAAGAAGCAUAACCGACACAAACGGCAAGCCGAUCAAUACGAAUACACGCCAACCAAAACGAGAUGCCCACUGCUAUUGGUGGCCGAUUAUCGAUUUUUCCAAGAAAUGGGCAGCGGAAACACGAAAACAACAAUUAAUUAUCUUAUAAGUCUGAUAGAUCGUGUGCACAAAAUAUAUAAUGACACCGUUUGGCAAGACAGAGCGGAUCAGGAAGGAUUUCGUGGCAUGGGCUUUGUGAUAAAGAAAAUUGUCGUUCAUUCCGAACCGACUCGUGUUCGUGGCGGCGAAGCCCAUUACAAUAUGGUGCGAGAGAAAUGGGAUGUGCGAAAUUUGCUGGAAGUAUUUUCGCGCGAGUACAGCCACAAAGAUUUUUGCCUGGCACAUCUGUUCACUGAUCUGAAAUUCGAAGGAGGCAUCCUUGGAUUGGCUUAUGUUGGAUCGCCACGACGCAACUCAGUUGGUGGCAUAUGCACGCCAGAAUACUUUAAAAAUGGUUAUACAUUGUACCUUAACUCUGGUUUAAGUAGUUCAAGAAAUCAUUACGGGCAACGGGUCAUAACUCGUGAAGCUGACUUGGUCACCGCACAUGAAUUUGGCCACAAUUGGGGCUCUGAACAUGAUCCCGACAUUCCCGAAUGCUCACCAAGCGCUUCUCAAGGCGGUAGUUAUUUAAUGUACACAUAUUCAGUUAGCGGAUACGAUGUUAACAAUAAGAAAUUUUCCCCUUGCUCAUUGAGAUCCAUACGAAAAGUGUUGCAAGCCAAAUCGGGUCGCUGUUUCUCCGAACCUGAAGAAUCAUUCUGUGGUAAUUUACGAGUCGAAGGUGACGAACAAUGUGAUGCUGGUUUGCUUGGGACCGAAGAUAAUGAUGCAUGUUGUGAUAAAAACUGUAAAUUACGCCGAAAUCAAGGGGCCGUUUGUAGUGAUAAAAAUUCGCCAUGUUGCCAGAAUUGCCAGUAUAUGACGGCUGGCGUGAAGUGUCGUGAGGCACAGUAUGCAACGUGCGAACAGGAAGCUAGGUGUUCGGGUGGCCAAUCAGAGUGCCCGAAAUCACCGCCAAUGGUGGAUGGUACCACCUGCCAAGAGCGAGGUCAAUGUCGCAAUGGAAAAUGUAUUCCAUACUGUGAAACUCAGGGUUUGCAAAGCUGUAUGUGCGACAUAAUUCAGGACGCAUGCAAACGAUGCUGUCGAAUGAGCAUUAAUGAAACAUGCUUCCCCGUCGAACCGCCCGACAUUCUAUCCGAUGGCACCCCUUGCAUUCAAGGCUUCUGUAACAAGGGCGUGUGUGAAAAAAGCAUACAAGAUGUGGUUGAGCGAUUCUGGGAUAUUAUCGAAGAAAUCAAUAUAAACAAAGUAUUGAAAUUUAUGCGCGACAACAUCGUCAUGUCGGUAGUAUUGUUGACAGCACUGUUUUGGAUUCCGGCAAGCACAACUAUCUCGUACGUUGACCGUAAAAAGAGACGUAACGAAUCAAAGGAAUAUAAAUGGAAUAAUUCAUUAGAUUUGAUUCAUCCAAGCGAUAGACGACGUGUAAUUCAUAUACGCGUUCCGCGUCAAAAGGUAACCAUGGGCCGUAUUUAAACACUGCUUGAUCUGUCAACCAAAGUAAUUUAUACAUACGUACGAUCGAAAAUUUGUAUUAUACACAAAAGGCAUACAUAUUAAAGGGCAAAA
Molecule: messenger RNA, 2935 nt
Organism: Sitodiplosis mosellana (orange wheat blossom midge)
Lineage: Eukaryota; Metazoa; Arthropoda; Insecta; Diptera; Cecidomyiidae
Gene: Tace
Product: ADAM 17-like protease
Exons: 13
Coding region: 614-2842 (742 amino acids)
Biological process (GO): Notch signaling pathway; membrane protein ectodomain proteolysis
Cellular component (GO): plasma membrane
Molecular function (GO): metalloendopeptidase activity
Source: RefSeq, a predicted model, not a curated record